CAUCUCUUGCAUUGCUUGAUACUUGGUAGUUGCUAUUGAUAGUCCAUAACAUAACCACAGCGACGCUGCCACUGGCACUCCCAGACAGAGUCCCAGACAGAGACCACCUCGUUAAGUUCCAAACACUUUUCUUUAUGACAUUACAAACCAAACAACCGUAAUCCAAACUCAAUAAUGGUAGCUGGCAAGGUCAAGCUUCCAAUGCCCUUCCACAAGUCUCCUUCUCCCUCCCACCCUCCUCCUUCACCCUCCAAAUCCUCUUUCACGCGCGCCCUCGGCGCUUACUUCCCACGCUCCUCCGCUCAAGUCCAACCCCGCCCACCGGACGUCGCGGAGCUUCUCCGCCUCGUCGACGACCUCCGCGACCGAGAGUCCCGCCUCAAGACUCAGCUCCUCGAGCACAAGCUCCUCAAGCAGACUGCCGCCAUUGUCCCCCUCCUCGAGAAUGACAUCGUUUCCAGGGACGCUGAGAUUCUCUGCCAAGCCAACACAAUCCAAGACCUCCAGGCUGAGAAUCAGAGGUUGGCCAAGGAGCUCCAUGAACUCAGGCUCCGAAGCGAGCAAGAGAAGAGAGAGAAUGAGUGCAAGACCAAAGCAUUGGAGGAUGAGAUAGCUGAGCUCAAGAAGACUGCCUCCGAACAUGCAAAUGACCACGAUCUCUCUUCUUCUCACAGGUUCCAUAAAUUUCUCAACAAGACUCUGAAGAAAACGGUGUCGUCGGAUCAAGGAAGCGGGAACCAGAAGCAGCUUCUAGAAUGUACCGCUGCUGCUGCAGUUCUUGAGGAUUUUAAACCACAGGGGCCGGCAAGUGAAAAACACUCCGAGGAACUCCCUGACACUUUCACCAAUGCCGUCACAUCACGUCAGCCACGUGUUCCCAAACCGCCACCGAGACGAUCGUCGUCUUCGUCACCGCAUUCGCCCUUGACUGCUUCCCCUCAUUCUUCCACCUCGGACAAUCAUAAUGCGGGAACAGAGCAACCGAUUCAGCAACCUCCGAAACUAGGGCCUCCUCCGCCCCCGCCCCCGCCGAAGGCUGCUGCUUCAAUGUCGUCCAAAACUGCUCCACCACCUCCUCCGCCGCCUCCUAAGGGGAGUAGAGCUGUCAACGCGAAAGUGACGAGGGUGCCAGAGGUGGUAGAAUUUUACCACACGUUAAUGAGGAGAGAACCAUCGCAACCCUCUCGACGCGAAUGCAGCUCCAACGGAAUCGUGGAGGCAGCCGGCUCCGCAAAUGCAUAGCAACUAGUCAAUCAUGAAUCAUAGUUAAUUUGUUAUCAGAUAAAAACCGAUGUGGAGACCCAAGCAGAUUUUAUCCGGUGCUUAAUUAAAGAAGUAGAGGAAGCAGCAUUUGCAGAUAUUGAAGAUGUUGUUCUUUUUGUUAAAUGGCUAGACGAUGAGCUCUCUUAUUUGGUGGAUGAACGAGCAGUGCUGAAACACUUCGAAUGGCCGGAGCAAAAGGCGGAUGCUUUGCGCGAGGCUGCGUUCGGAUACUGUGAUCUAAAGAAGCUGGAACGCGAGGCUUCAUCGUUCCGGGAUGAUCCAAGGCAGCCGUGUGGUCCAGCUCUGAAAAAGAUGCAAGUUCUCUUUGAUAAGUUGGAGCACGGGGUUUACAAUAUCUCAAGGAUGAGGGAGUCAGCAACAAAUAGAUACAAACUCUUCCGGAUACCACUUCAUUGGAUGCUUGAUAGUGGCUUUGUGAGUCAGAUAAAGCUGGCAUCUGUGAAACUGGCAAUGAAGUACAUGAAGAGAGUCUCGGCUGAGCUUGAGACAGUUGGCGGUGGUCCUGAAGAAGAAGAGCUCAUUGUCCAAGGUGUAAGAUUCGCCUUCCGGGUACACCAGUUUGCUGGAGGUUUCGAUGUGGAGACAAUGAGAGCAUUCCAAGAAUUGAGAGAUAAAGCAAGGUCAGGCCACGUUCAGCAACAGAAAUUCCUUUGCAGGUCUGCAACAUGCUAGUGAUGAUCGACCAAACUCAGCUUCAGCCAAUUGCUGUAAAGAUAGUUACAUUUUGUUUUGUCAAUAGAAUGCCAUCCAUUAAUAUUAAUUGGGAAACAAAGACACUGAAAAAACCAAUUUGUUUCCUCUCGCUUAUAUA
Molecule: messenger RNA, 2095 nt
Organism: Arachis duranensis
Lineage: Eukaryota; Viridiplantae; Streptophyta; Magnoliopsida; Fabales; Fabaceae
Product: protein CHUP1, chloroplastic
Biological process (GO): chloroplast organization
Cellular component (GO): chloroplast outer membrane
Source: RefSeq, a predicted model, not a curated record